AUGAAAACGAGGGCGGUCCGAGGCCUGAGCCCUGUACUCAGCCACACUGAGGGCAGUGAGUGCCGCUGCCGCCCUGGCUUCCGCCUGAAGGACGACGGCCGGACGUGCGCUGACGUGGACGAGUGCAGCACCACCUUCCCCUGCAGCCAGCGCUGCAUCAACACCCAUGGCAGCUACAAGUGUCUGUGCGUGGAGGGCUACGCCCCCCGCGGCGGAGACCCACAUAGCUGCAAAGCUGUGACUGACGAGGAGCCGUUUCUGAUCUUCGCCAACCGACCCGCCCUCCUCGCCCCAGACCCGCCCUCCUCGCCCCACUGCCUCCCAGACCCGCCCUCCUUGCCCCACUGCCUCCCAGACCCGCCGCUACGCCCCUCACCCAGUACAGCCCCCCAGUCUCCGCGCUCGGGCCCAUGGCCACCCCCCACCGACUUCUCCCGCCGUCCCCUUCCCGACUCCUCGGUCACCCCUCUGCUCACCCCCCAAACCAAGGGCCUGAACAACGCUGUCGCCUUGGACUUUGACUACCGAGAGCAAAUGAUUUACUGGACAGACGUGACAACCCAGGGCAGCAUGAUCCGAAGGAUGCACCUUAACGGGAGCAACGUACAGGUGCUGCACAGGACGGGCCUCAGCAAUCCCGACGGGCUGGCUGUGGAUUGGGUCGGCGGCAACCUGUACUGGUGUGACAAAGGCCGGGACACCAUCGAAGUGUCCAAGCUCAACGGGGCCUAUCGCACGGUGUUGGUCAGCUCUGGCCUCCGUGAGCCCAGGGCUCUGGUGGUGGACGUGCAGAAUGGGUACCUGUACUGGACAGACUGGGGGGACCACUCACUGAUCGGCCGGAUCGGCAUGGAUGGGUCUGGCCGCAGUGUCAUCGUGGACACCAAGAUCACGUGGCCCAACGGCCUGACGCUGGACUACGUCACCGAGCGCAUCUACUGGGCCGACGCCCGUGAGGACUACAUUGAGUUUGCCAGCCUGGAUGGCUCCAAUCGUCACGUCGUGCUGAGCCAGGACAUACCGCACAUCUUCGCCCUGACCCUGUUCGAGGACUACGUCUACUGGACCGACUGGGAGACAAAGUCCAUCAACAGAGCCCACAAGACCACGGGCACCAACAAGACACUUCUCAUUAGCACGCUGCACCGGCCCAUGGACCUGCACGUCUUCCAUGCCCUGCGCCAGCCGGACGUGCCCAACCACCCCUGCAAGGUCAACAAUGGCGGCUGCAGCAACCUUUGCCUGCUGUCCCCCGGGGGCGGCCACAAGUGUGCCUGUCCCACCAACUUCUACCUGGGCGGUGACGGGCGCAACUGUGUGUCCAACUGCACAGCCAGCCAGUUUGUGUGCAAGAACGACAAGUGCAUCCCCUUCUGGUGGAAGUGUGACACGGAGGACGACUGCGGGGACCACUCGGACGAGCCCCCGGACUGUCCCGAGUUCAAGUGCCGCCCAGGACAGUUCCAGUGCUCGACGGGCAUCUGCACGAACCCUGCCUUCAUCUGUGACGGGGACAACGACUGCCAGGACAACAGUGACGAGGCCAACUGCGACAUCCACGUCUGCUUGCCCAGUCAGUUCAAGUGCACCAACACCAACCGCUGUAUUCCCGGCAUCUUCCGUUGCAACGGGCAGGACAACUGCGGAGACGGGGAGGACGAGAGGGACUGCCCCGAGGUGACCUGUGCCCCCAACCAGUUCCAGUGCUCCAUCACCAAGCGCUGUAUCCCCCGAGUCUGGGUCUGUGACCGGGACAACGACUGUGUGGACGGCAGUGACGAGCCCGCCAACUGCACCCAGAUGACCUGUGGAGUGGAUGAAUUCCGCUGCAAGGACUCGGGCCGCUGUAUCCCGGCACGCUGGAAGUGUGAUGGAGAGGACGACUGCGGGGACGGCUCGGAUGAGCCCAAAGAAGAGUGUGACGAGCGUACCUGUGAGCCCUACCAGUUCCGCUGCAAGAACAACCGCUGUGUGCCGGGCCGUUGGCAGUGCGAUUACGACAAUGACUGUGGCGACAACUCCGAUGAGGAGAGCUGCACCCCUCGGCCCUGCUCUGAGAGUGAGUUCUCCUGUGCCAAUGGCCGAUGCAUCGCUGGGCGCUGGAAAUGUGAUGGGGAUCAUGACUGUGCAGAUGGCUCAGACGAGAAAGACUGUACCCCCCGCUGUGACAUGGACCAGUUCCAGUGCAAGAGUGGUCACUGCAUCCCCCUGCGCUGGCGCUGUGAUGCAGACGCUGACUGCAUGGACGGCAGUGACGAGGAAGCCUGCGGCACUGGCGUGCGGACCUGCCCCCUGGACGAGUUCCAGUGCAACAACACUCUGUGCAAGCCGCUAGCAUGGAAGUGCGACGGCGAGGACGACUGCGGGGACAACUCGGACGAGAACCCAGAGGAGUGCGCCAGGUUCGUGUGCCCUCCAAACCGGCCCUUCCGUUGCAAGAACGACCGCGUCUGCCUGUGGAUCGGGCGCCAGUGCGACGGCACGGACAACUGCGGGGAUGGGACUGAUGAGGAGGACUGCGAGCCGCCCACAGCCCAGACCCCCCACUGCAAAGACAAGAAGGAGUUUCUGUGCCGGAACCAGCACUGCCUCUCCUCCUCGCUGCGCUGCAACAUGUUCGAUGACUGCGGGGAUGGCUCUGACGAGGAGGGCUGCAGCAUCGACCCCAAGCUGACCAGCUGCGCCGCCAACGCCAGCAUCUGCGGGGAUGAGGCACGCUGCGUGCGCACCGAGAAAGCCGCGUACUGUGCCUGCCGCUCUGGCUUCCACACGGUGCCAGGCCAGCCUGGAUGCCAGGACAUCAACGAAUGCCUGCGCUUCGGCACCUGCUCACAGCUCUGCAACAACACCAAGGGCGGCCACCUGUGCAGCUGCGCACGCAACUUCAUGAAGACGCACAACACCUGCAAGGCGGAAGGCUCUGAGUAUCAGGUCCUGUACAUUGCUGAUGACAAUGAGAUCCGAAGCCUGUUCCCCAGUCACCCCCAUUCGGCUUAUGAGCAGGCCUUCCAGGGUGACGAGAGUGUCCGCAUCGAUGCCAUGGAUGUCCAUGUCAAGGCUGGCCGCGUCUACUGGACCAAUUGGCACACGGGCACCAUCUCCUACCGCAGCCUGCCACCUGCUGCGCCUCCCACCACUUCCAAUCGCCACCGGCGACAGAUUGACCGGGGUGUCACCCACCUUAAUAUUUCAGGGCUCAAGAUGCCAAGGGGCAUCGCCAUCGACUGGGUUGCCGGGAACGUGUAUUGGACCGACUCGGGCCGAGAUGUGAUUGAAGUGGCACAGAUGAAGGGCGAGAACCGCAAGACGCUCAUCUCCGGCAUGAUUGACGAGCCCCAUGCCAUUGUGGUGGACCCGCUGAGGGGCACCAUGUACUGGUCAGACUGGGGGAACCACCCCAAGAUUGAAACAGCAGCCAUGGAUGGGACCCUUCGGGAGACACUGGUACAGGACAACAUCCAAUGGCCCACAGGCCUGGCCGUGGAUUACCACAAUGAACGUCUGUACUGGGCGGAUGCCAAGCUCUCAGUCAUCGGCAGCAUCCGGCUCAACGGCACUGACCCCAUCGUGGCUGCUGACAGCAAACGAGGCCUAAGCCACCCCUUCAGCAUCGAUGUCUUUGAGGAUUACAUCUAUGGCGUCACCUACAUCAAUAAUCGUGUCUUCAAGAUCCAUAAGUUUGGACAUAGCCCAUUGAUCAACCUGACGGGGGGCCUGAGCCACGCCUCGGAUGUGGUCCUGUACCACCAGCACAAGCAGCCUGAAGUGACCAACCCUUGUGACCGCAAGAAGUGCGAGUGGCUCUGCCUGCUGAGCCCCAGUGGGCCUGUCUGCACCUGUCCCAACGGGAAGCGACUAGACAAUGGCACCUGUGUGGCUGUGCCCUCGCCAACGCCCCCGCCGGACGCUCCUCGGCCCGGAACCUGUAACCUGCAGUGCUUCAAUGGUGGCAGCUGCUUCCUCAAUGCACGGAGACAGCCCAAGUGCCGCUGCCAGCCCCGCUACACGGGCGACAAGUGUGAGCUGGACCAGUGCUGGGAGCACUGUCGCAAUGGGGGCACCUGUGCUGCCUCCCCCUCCGGCAUGCCCACGUGCCGGUGCCCCACAGGCUUCACGGGCCCCAAAUGCACCCAGCAGGUGUGUGCGGGGUACUGUGCCAACAACAGCACCUGCACCGUCAACCAGGGCAACCAGCCCCAGUGCCGAUGCCUGCCUGGCUUCCUGGGCGACCGCUGCCAGUACCGGCAGUGCUCUGGCUACUGUGAGAACUUUGGCACGUGCCAGAUGGCUGCUGACGGCUCCCGGCAGUGCCGCUGCACCGCCUACUUCGAGGGGCCCAGGUGUGAGGUGAACAAGUGUAGCCGCUGUCUCGACGGGGCCUGCGUGGUCAACAAGCAGAGCGGGGAUGUCACCUGCAACUGCUCUGAUGGCCGGGUGGCCCCCAGCUGUCUGACCUGCGUUGGCCACUGCAGCAAUGGCGGUUCCUGCACCAUGAACAGCAAAAUGAUGCCCGAGUGCCAGUGCCCACCCCACAUGGCGGGACCCCGGUGUGAGGAGCACGUGGUCGGCCAAGAGCAGCCUGGACAUAUGGCCUCCAUCCUAAUCCCUUUGCUCUUGCUGCUGCUGCUGCUUCUGGUAGCGGGAGUGGUGUUCUGGUACAAGCGGCGAGUCCGAGGGGCUAAGGGCUUCCAGCAUCAGCGGAUGACCAACGGGGCCAUGAACGUGGAGAUUGGGAACCCCACGUAUAAGAUGUACGAAGGCGGGGAGCCUGAUGAUGUAGGGGGCCUACUGGAUGCCGACUUCGCCCUGGACCCUGACAAGCCCACCAACUUCACCAACCCCGUGUACGCCACACUCUAUAUGGGUGGUCAUGGCAGCCGCCACUCCUUGGCCAGCACGGAUGAGAAGCGAGAACUCCUGGGCCGGGGCCCUGAGGACGAGAUAGGGGACCCCUUGGCAUAGGGUCCUGCACCAUCGGACUUCUGCAGAGAGCCUCCUGCCCCCUGCCAGAGAAGUCCUUCAAGGAGCCCCCAUCCUACCCCGCCAACCCCUCCCCAGCCCUGCUGGGAUGUAUAAAUGUAAAAAUGAAGGAAUUACUUUUUAUAUGUGA
Molecule: messenger RNA, 5110 nt
Organism: Delphinapterus leucas (beluga whale)
Lineage: Eukaryota; Metazoa; Chordata; Mammalia; Artiodactyla; Monodontidae
Source: RefSeq, a predicted model, not a curated record